UAAAGGUGUUGCAAUAACGUUUUCUGGAUAUAAAUGACACAAAUAGAGAAUUAAUUUGUGUGACCCCAGAAGACAACAUGAAAGAUGACAAGCAGCAUCUCAUUAACGACAGGAAUAGCUUCACUGGUUGUGGCAGCACAAUUUGGCAACGGAUAAAGCAGCUAUAUCUUGAUAACAUUGCAGACCUGAAAAUUCUCCUGUGUUUUUCAGCACCUUUGAUUGCUACAGGUUUGUUGGACCUUGCACCAUUUAUUGUAACAGCAAUAUUUUGUGGUCAUCUUGGAAAGAUAGAACUGGAUGUAUAUAUGCUUUCUAGCUCUUUCACAUCAAUUACAGGCUUGCCGAUUGGACUGGGGCUAUGUUCAGCAUUUGAUACAAUUAUUUCCCAGAUUUAUGGAGGAAGCAAUCUCAAACUCAUUGGGAUAACCAUACAGCGUGGGAUCAUUAUCCUGUUUCUCUCUUGCUUUCCGUGUUGGGCAUUUUAUGUAAAUAGUAGAAACAUUUUGCUGCUUCUAGGACAAGACCCAGAAAUUUCAAGGUUGGCUGACUUGUGUGUGCUAGCGAGUAUUCCAUGUCUUCCAGCAAAACUUUACUACACACUUGAACAAAGGUUUUUGCAAAACCAGGGAAUUAUUAUACCUCAGUUCAUAGUAAGUUUUAUUGGAAACAUUCUUCACAUCAUCACAACCUAUGUAUUGAUGAUUGUUUUUAACACUGGAUUAAUAGGAGCUAUUAUGGCUUUAUUGAUCACUCACAUUGGAUAUAUAAUUGGCCUUUUCAUCUAUAUAAGGUUAUGGAAAAUCCAUGAGGAGACUUGGUCUGGUUGGUCUAUUGAUUGCUUGACAGACUGGGGAUCUUUCUUGUCCCUAGGAAUUCCCAGUAUGCUAAUAAUGUGCAGUGAAUGGUGGUGCUAUGAAGUUUCAGUCAUUUUAGCAGGUCUCAUUAACCUGGUGCAGCUUGGAGGACAAUCGGUUAUAUACCAGGUGUUGUUUGUAAUAUAUGAGCUUUCGAGUGCAGUUGGCACGGCUGCAGGGAUUAAAGUGGGGAACUGUUUAGGUGCUGGAGAUUCUCAUCAAGCAAAGAAAUUUGUGAAACUUAGUUUUGUUAUAGCAGCUUCAUACACUACUUUGAAUGUCAGCCUAAUGUUUGGAUUAAGGCCUCAAAUUGCUGCAGUUUUUACAAUGACAACUCUGUGGGCUAAACAUUUGCUAAAGAAUGAAGAGAAACACGAUGCCAAUAUUCAGUCUAAGCUUUUAUGGGAACGAGAAGGCCGACUCUUGGACCUCAAACUUUAUGAGGUCAUAGCAUGGUCCAAAGGCUACAUGAAAGAGAAGAGACCACUGGUGGAUCUCAGUAUUAAGACCUCUUUUAUUUUCUUAUUAGAGUUAAACAAGUCCCUCACAUGUUGA
Molecule: messenger RNA, 1409 nt
Organism: Bombina bombina (fire-bellied toad)
Lineage: Eukaryota; Metazoa; Chordata; Amphibia; Anura; Bombinatoridae
Product: multidrug and toxin extrusion protein 1-like
Exons: 13
Coding region: 78-1409 (443 amino acids)
Biological process (GO): xenobiotic detoxification by transmembrane export across the plasma membrane
Cellular component (GO): membrane
Molecular function (GO): antiporter activity; xenobiotic transmembrane transporter activity
Source: RefSeq, a predicted model, not a curated record